This is a messenger RNA of Porites lobata, 4499 nucleotides long. NCBI's taxonomy places the organism in Eukaryota, Metazoa, Cnidaria, Anthozoa, Scleractinia, Poritidae. The record is from the annotation of a GenBank genome assembly.
AUGAUUGUUGGCCCUGGCUUUAGGCUGUGGGCUAUCACUCUAACGGCAUUAUACCUCAGUCACUCAAUUGGUUAUAAGCCAAGCCGCGUCAGAGAAUAUAUGUUGGAGAAAAUCAUAAAGAGAUCAAGCAAGACAGGUACCUUAUUUUGUCUAUUCAUGAAAAGAUAAUUUCAGUUUCUAGUGUUUUUUUUUUUGCGCUAUCUAUAGAUCGAUUAAUAUAUAUUUGUUCUAUAACAUUAGGCGUUCGUGGACCGCGAUUUUAAAAUGGAAUUGCCAGCAGACAUAUGAUUGUGAAUUAAACUUAGAAAAUUGGCGUGUCAAACAUUGACGGGAAGUCCGAAGACUACAGCAAAGCUGAUUUAAAACAACGUGUAUUGUUUUUUAUAACAAUAUUUCGGCUGGCCAUACCAGCCUUCUUCAGGUUUACAGAUGUUACUGAACUUAAGUAGCAAUCACAAUAUUAUAUAGAUGGUGAAUGUCGCAAUAAAAGGGAGAGGCGGAAAUGACAUACAACAUAAAAACUGGAAAGGAAACAUACUAAGGAUAUGGAUUACAAUAAUUCGUCUGGGCGGUUUGGCGUAAAUCGCCGUGACGAAUUAUAUAAUAUUGUGAUUGCUACAUAAGUUCAGUAACAUCUGUAAACCUUAUUGUUUAUAAAAAACAAUACACGUCGUUUUAAAUCAGCUUUGCUGUAGUCUUCGGACUUCUCGUUUUUGUUCUUUAUAUUUUGGCUGAUUUGAUCUCUUCUCUAGAGAUCCAACGUUUACAACUAGCAGGAUCUUCGUCCACGGUUUUUGCAGUUAAUUUAAUCCUUUAUUAGUGUCAAACAUUGCAUUCAAAAUCAUUCAAUUCUAAUUUGAAUUUCAAAUACGUGGAUGAUUUUCCUCGGCUUCCCCUGAAUGAGAUGUCUUAAUUCCUUUGUCAAAAAAUAAGAGCAUGUGGAAUAAAAAGCUACUGAGUAAUAUCACGCAGUUAUAACUGAUACUAAAUUUAAAGUGAAAAAAAAAGUGGGAGUGUUUUAACCUGUUGUGCACCCCCCUCCCCCACCCCCCCUCGGACUCGUGUAAUUUUACUACUCAAGAGAGUACAAAUAUAGUCAUUUUGUAGCUUGUUAUAUUCGUUUGCAGGCAGUUGAAUAACAUUAAGCAUAAACCAGUGACACCUAUGGCAUUUUUUAUGUACCAAAUACAACUUUCUAAAUCCGGUGGAAAAAUACGAAUAAAAUCAGUUUUUGUUGCGAAGACCAAAAAGCCUGACCAAUAAUAUUGGCUUAAUUUAUUUAAAUCGAUUAUAUCGGGAAAAUGAUAAAGCUGGAGACACGUCAUUCCAGAAACAAAAUGUUUUCAGAGAGGUUUUUGGAAAAGUCUUCAACUGAAUUUCAGUUGGUGAAAAUAAAGGUUCAAAAAGCCCCAUGUGGGGUAAUUAUUAGAUUCCUAAAUCCGGUUCAUUUUUGCUGGUGGAAUCCUGAAGCCAGGUAUUUGGAAUACAGAAUCCAAAGUGCGGAAAAGGGAAACAAGGGAAACAGGGGAACAAGGGAAACAGGGCAGCAAAGGGAACAGGGGAGCAAAUGGAAUAAGGGGAACAGGGGGAACAGGGGAACAAGGGAACAAGGGGAACAGGAGGAACAGGGGAGCAAGGGGAACAAGGGAACAGGGGAACAAGAGGAACAGGGGGACAGGGGAACAGAGGAGGGAACAAGGGGAAUAAGGGAAACAGGGGAACAGGGGGACAGGGGAGGGAAUAAGGGGAUCAGGGGAGCAAGAGGAACAAGGGUACAGGGGAACAGGGGAACAAGGGGAACAAGGGGAACAAGGGAACAGGGGAACGGGGGAGCAAGAGGAACAAGGGGACCGGGGAACAGGGGAACAAGGGGAACAGGGGAACAGGGGAACAGGGGAACAGGGGAACAGGGGAACAGGGGAACAGGGGAACAGGGAAACAGGGGAACAGGGGAACAAGGGGAACAGGGGAACAAGGGGAACAGGUGAACAGGGGAACAGGAGAUUGGCUUUGGAAUACGGAAUCCAGAAUCUAAGUCCGUAAUGGAUUACCUUAAUUACAUGGGGCGAUUUAGAAAUUACAAACUCUUAACUCCUGAACUGGAGUGCGCUCCAGUUUAGGAACAAAAACUAUAAACUAUUCUUAUUUUUUUCAGUUUUAUACCGUGUAUCGGUCACAACUGCCGAUGAUGAAAUCGGGACUGGUACUGACGCGGAUGUCUUUCUCCAGAUCUUUGGUGAAAAAGGAAACACAAGUGUUGUGGAAUUAACAAAGUCAGGCAACCUGUUUGAAAGUGGACAGUAAGGGCCUUUCAUAUUACUUUCCUUAAAGUUCUUCGCAGACUUUGCCUUGAGGAUUUUUCUUUCGCGCACAUCACAGAAGGUUUAUUUGCGAAUAUACUGAAAAUAGGUUGGUUGACAUUUAAUAUGAAACUUAGGUUGAGGGAGGACUCUUGUUGAUUUUUUUGGAGGAAAUAGUGUUGAUUUGAGAAGGAAAGAAAUUAGGGUAGAAAUGGUAUACACAUAAACCAGUUAGUCCGCUGAUAAGCUUAAAGGCACCUUGUUUCGGCGGUCACCGUGGGGGACCAUCUGGUAUUUGAAACUAAUAAUUUUCUUCAUAUUUUAAUUUUCAACAACCUCCAAAUCUAGUAUUUUCCAACUUUCCACAAUUUUAAACUUCACUCCCUCAUCCCCCAAUUUUUUAUUCAUCAAAACAUUCGAAAAAUCGUCCAAAAAUUUACACACAUUGAACCAAUGACUCCGACCGUAUUGAGCCAUUUUUUGAUUGAAUGAAAUCUUGGCUAUAUUUGGAAGAAAAAGGGCAGAAAUGAACGAAAAACAAGACUUUUGACCAGCUACGUUUUCACUAAAUAGAUUUCAACUAUGCCAAAAGCGAACCUAAAAGCGAAAGAAAGGUUACUUAACAAUUAAUGAAUGAGGCUGAGUAUGAUUUGAAGAAUUAUGGAGAUCGAAGAGAGUGUUAUCCGUCGCGAGAUCUCCAUAAUUCUUCAUAUGAUACGAAAGCCGAAUUCAAUAAUUGUUUUAUUAUUCAUUUAAAAGAAUUCCUAGUUUAAAAACACAGCUAAAACAAGCUUACCUGCAUCGAUGUUAAGUUUAUCUUCGAUAGUUUACGUUUAGGUUUGUCCAGCUCCGCAAAUAUUCUCCAAAUAGCAGAUUUCGCCCUCCGAGUUGUCUUCUUACUGUUUUUGCUAUGUUUUUAGCCAUUAUUUCGCCUAGUUCCAGCUGUAGCUCUUACUUGAAACGGGUGAAGUGUCCGCCAUUUUAGUUUUCACAACGAAAACAACUCAAUCUCGUGCCCAGGUCUUCUCGGUUAACGGUGCAUUAACCUGUAGAAGGCUGCAUUUUUGACGUCAUUUCCUCGUUAAACACAAAAUUCUUCUAAAUUUGGUCAUCAGAAACUGGUUAUGGUGAAUUAUGCGUGUGCUUUUAGCCAACCAGAGUUGGGGAAAUAUUUUGAAUGAAUAAACUGAUUUAAGUUAGGCUGUUUUCUCUUUCAGGAAAGAUGAAUUUACUUUAGUGGAGAAUUUUGUUGGUACUUUGACAAAAGUUGGAAUAAAACGCAACGAAAAAGGCUUAUUUGACGCCUGGAAAUUAGCUAUGGUAAGAAUUGUUUCAUUUCAAUGUUUAUUUAUAAUGUUAAUCGCUUCACAUUCCCUGCUGUAUCACGUGAUGUCUCUCUUCAUUUUUCUUACUAAAAGCAAAUGUUCGAGUCCGGGUUGAUUUCUUCGCCUAUUUACCAGGAAUAAAAGAAGUAUCCACUGCAUAGAUUCAUGACAGAUAAAUACUCCACUCAGCUGGAAAAAAACCCACCACUUGCGAAAGAGAAAUUGCAAUAACAAACGGAAAUCUUAACAAAUACAGAAAUAAGUGGACCACGCUGUGCAUUUCUGAUUAGUGUUGGAUUUAUAGUAAAUUAGCAAACAUUUUUCUAUUUGUUCUGCUUGUUGUUGUUAAUCUGUUGAACCUUCGUAUUUCACUUUUUUUGCUUGUUUGUUUAUUCCUUUUUUUUUACUGUUUCGCCUCCUCUUUAUUUGCCGCCCUGUUAAUGUAAAGUUUAUUGUAAUGUUAUGUUAAAUGAUGUUUUAUAAAUAAAUUCUUAAAAAAAAGAAACUAGUUAUAUCUACUUACCAAGUAAAUAACUGAAAAAUAAAUAGUCAUUUUAUCGCUCUUUCUUAGUAUUUCACUCUCGGCUUUUCAGAUCACUGUUCAACCGGUUGGCUCUUUGGUUUACAAAUUUCAGUUUAACCAGUGGAUAAGACCCAACGAAUGGACUUACAGUUAUGAAGGAUGAUAGAUCACUUGUUGCUUAUCGUGUUUUAAAAGUACACAGAAGUUGACUUCCGAAAGUUUUGCAAAGUAGAAUAGUAUCUCAGGACAUUUGCUAUAGUACAGUGUUGAAGAUGAGUUAAGCUUUUUAUGUGUGAUCAACCCUACUAACCUCAUGAACAACCUGGAUAAAUAAAGUCAUUUACAAUACAC